AUCUCCACUACUCUCGAUAUUUUAACGAGAGUCUUUGGUUGCCUUUUGUGUAAGUUCUGACGUUGGUUAUGUGACAAUAUGGUGGUAAUAUUAAAAAAAGAAAACGUCGUCAUUGCUGCUGGUCGGGUUCGGGCGAUAAACGAGCUAACGCUAAAGCUACAGGCCUAGCUGGGUACAAAGAUGAGUGCAGCUAAGCUCGACAUUUUGUUCUUCGUUUCAGCGGCAGAGGCGUUUGAAAUGCCAGAAACAACCUGGCCAACAAUCCACGUUAGCUAAUCUCAACUGGCAUACAAGGUUACGAUGUUUGCAGGUUGCGUGUAUUUUACGUGUAUAUUUUGUCAACGAUGCGGCUGACGGGGGCAUGUCCGAUUCUGUGAUGGCGACGUGGUUGUUAUGUACUUGGAGCACUGCGCUUUUGAUUAGUUGCACGUUGGUGAAACAUUUAAGUCAUUUAGCAAGUUAUUGUACAUGUUGGGGAUUUCUCUACGUGGAUGGCCAACCUGGAACAGUUAAGGCUCUGUCGUUGGUCGUGCCCCCCCCUCUCCCGUGAUGCAUGGGUGGUCAUUUCUGGUUGACAGCAACUGUCAGUUUGCAAAGAUUCUGAGAUCUCCCUGCCGUGCAUGAAGGCGACUCAUCAAGAUACCAUGUUAGUUCGUUUUCUCAUUGAUAUUGGUGGUAAAAGGUCCUGUGAUUUUCACUUUGGGUUAAUGAUCUUGAACUGAGCAGUGGCUUCAGCGUACUGCUGCAUAAGGACCAUAUGAGCGACUGGCUCAGAGUCUUACUUAUUGCUUUUAGUGGUGACAUCCGUUUCCUACCUGGUACAGCCAUUGCUGCUAUAAACUGGACGUUUUGGAAUCAUUGGGAGAAGCUGGAUCAAGGCGGCAAUGUAGUGAAGAAACCUUGAAGAAGAGCAACAUCCUGAUUUCUUUUUUUUUUUUUUUUUCCUGCUUUGGUUCAUCAGAAACACAACAGUCUAGCUCAACCUGUCCGACCAACUUGAAAGCAGGAAAUCUGAACUGGUGCUGUUGUUUGUGCUUCAGCAUGGCGGUCGUCAUCCGUUUACAGGGACUGAGAGUCACAGCGGGUUCUGAGGAUAUUCGCAGGUUCUUCACUGGCCUCAAAAUUCCUGAUGGAGGGGUGCAUAUAAUUGGUGGGGAGCGAGAAGAGGCUUUCAUUAUCUUUGCUUCAGAUGAAGAUGCAAGAAGAGCCAUGACACGGUCAGGUGGUGUCAUUAGAGGCUCACCUGUUACAUUGCUGUUAAGUAGUAAAGCAGAGAUGCAGAAUAUGCUCGAAAGAACAACAAAAAUUGUGGAGAGGGAUCAGAAAAGGCGGCUUGAAGAUGAAGUUGGACAUCCUUACAGAUCUAUGGAGCCAGAGAUGGGCAGGAGAUCAGCCAGCAGAUCGGGUGACACACCUCCACCCCUGCUCCAGAGGGCCCCAAACACAGAUGAUGUGUUUUUGUUUCUAAAAGGACUGCCUUUCUCUGUCACUGAAAAGGAAAUUUGUGAAUUUUUUGGUGGUUUAGUUGUUGAUGAAGUUGUUUUAGUAAAAAAUCGCCAAGGAUUAAACAAUGGAACAGGUUUUGUCAAAUUUGCAACAAGAGAGGAUGCAAUGGAAGGGUUGAAGAGAGAUCGGGAAUACAUUGGCUCAAGGUAUAUUGAGAUCUCCACGACAACAUUGAAUGAUUGGCAUCGGGUUACUGGUAGAAUGCCAACAGCUGUCAUAGAUGGCAGUUUCCAAAGGGGGCGAUCACCCAUUCCCAAUCAGAGGGAUCCACAGCACCGUGUAAGGUCACGAUCGCCUGUGGCUCACAGGCGCAUUGCUCCUUCAGAAGGGGAGUACUGUGUUUUGUUGGAAAAUCUGUCAUUUGCAGUGGAAAAAGAAGAUAUAAAACGGCUUUUUCAUAAUGCGAAACUUGGGGAUGACCAGAUCUUGCACUUGAUUGACUCUGACGGGAAACAAAAAAGAUCUGCACUGGUGCUGUUCAAGAGUUUGCGUGACUAUUGUGAAGCUUUAGCUCAUGAAAAAAGACAGUUUUUCAAUCGACUAGUGCAUACCCGUCCAGUUUCGAGGGAGAACAUGAUUGCCCUUCUGAAACCUCAAGGUACCACUGUCCGGCCUUCUGGAAACUCUGAAAGGUUUCAGGAGAGGCCUGCAUCUUACUCCAGUGAUCCUUAUGACUCAGAGAAGAUAUGUGUGUUUGUGCGAAACCUGCCAUUCGACGUACGAAAAGUUGAGAUCAUCGACUUCUUCCACGGGUUUAAUAUCACAGAGGACAAUGUGUGUGUGCUGCAGGACCGAGAAGGUGCUGGGGUUGGACAAGCUUUGGUGGUCUUUGGAUCUGAGGCAGAGGCUAUGAGGGCACUCAUUCUCGAUGGACGACGGUUUCUUGGGUCAAAAGUCAUACUAAAAUGCAUUACACGUUCUGAGAUGCAGGAGUUGGGUGCUGAUCCACCAGUGGUGCAAGAGCCACUGCUGAGAGGGGAGCAGUACUUGGGCAAGAGCAGCGAAGCAUCUUAUCUCACUGGUGACACUUCAUAUCCUGACUUCAGGGUUCCUCGUGAUGGGGGUAUACCAGUAACUAAUGCGCAGGACAGCAUCCAUGGAGGUAUUGAUUAUGAGCCUCGUGCAGCGCGGUCUCGUUCUCCAGAAGACCGGGGCAAUGGAGUUCGUGGCAGUUUACGCUCCCCAGUGGAGCCUUUUGACGCUCCCACCUGUGUUCAGUUACUCAAUCUACCUUUCCAAAUCAGAAGUGAAGAAAUCUACGAUUUUUGUUACGGGUAUCGUAUAAUACCUGGAUCUGUGUCACUGCAGUAUGACCAGAGUGGAAAACCUAAAGGCUCUGCUACUUUGGUAUUUGAGUCUCGUCGAGAGGCUUUAACGGCAGUUGAAGAACUAGGUGGGAGACCAAUAGGGCAGAGAAAAAUAAAGCUACUCCUUGUGUGAAAGCAAAAUUGCUUUUCAUUGCACUUAAAAUUCCAGGUGUAAUUGGAAAUGUAAACAAUGUUAAACCACUGCCUUGUGUUUUGAUUUAGGUUUGUUUUGUUUUUUUUGUAGGGGGAAAAAAGGGAGGGUGAUGGGGGCUGUUGAUAUGGAAUUACUCUAUGAUUCUAACUAUAAAGUUAGCUUGCAUGUAUUUAAUUUAGCCUUGUUUUAUCUGCUAAAAGCAAUACUCUAUUUCAAUUUUUGAUUGAACUUGUGAUAGUGUGGAAAAAAAUGUGUAUUCCAUUUCAUCUUACUGUCUUUUUGUACACUGUCAUUUUAAAAUAAAAAUUGAUGCUUUUUAAUUGUUAACAUUAAAUUAGACAAGCUUGAUCAGCAGAUCCUAUUCAGGAUACAGAUAAAUAAUGAAUAAAAAAUAUUUUGAGUUCA
Messenger RNA from Pelmatolapia mariae (spotted tilapia), 3372 nucleotides. It is a transcript of the gene rbm12bb, whose product is annotated as RNA binding motif protein 12Bb. Lineage: Eukaryota; Metazoa; Chordata; Actinopteri; Cichliformes; Cichlidae. The record is from RefSeq and is a predicted model, not a curated record. Gene Ontology annotation, molecular function: RNA binding. Gene Ontology annotation, cellular component: ribonucleoprotein complex. The transcript is spliced from 2 exons. The coding region runs from base 1042 to 2946 and encodes 634 amino acids.